AUGUGUCACUACAGCUCGUUCCUCCAGGAAAUGCACUGCCUUCGUCGUCCGAUGAAUGAACUUCUCAAGAAAGAUGCCAAGUGGUCCUGGUCGCGAGAGUGCCAACAAGCUUUUAAAGGCAUGAAAACAAUGUUGAGCUCUGACUUGCUGCUCACGCACUUCAAUCCUUAUCUGAAGAUUGCCGUGGCUGCGGACGCCUCCAACUAUGGAAGUGACGCUGUCAUCUCACAAGUUUUUCCCGACAACACAGAGAAGGCUAUCUGUCAUGCAGCAAGAUCACUUAUGUCUGCUGAAUGCAACUGCCGACAGAUCGAAAAGGAAGACUUGGCUACUAUUUCUGCUGGGAAGAAGUUUCAUAAGAUGCUUUAUAGGCAUCAUUUAACACUUCUCACGGACCACAAGCCUCUUCUUGCUAUUUUUGGUUCGAAAAAGGCAUUCCUGUGUACUCGGCACAUCACCUCUAGCGCUGGGCAACCAUGCUGCUGGACUACGGCUUCGACAUCUGGUACCAGUCUACAACAACCAUUGGUAAGGCAGAAACACUCGCGCUUAACCAACUCACGGAUUAAGAAGCCUGAGGACACAGUCAUCAUGUCCGUCUUCGUUGACUCCGAGGUCAACAGUCUACUUACGGAUUCCAUUCGUGCACUCCCUGUCAGGUUUGAGGAAGUCCGGAAGGCAACCCGGCAGGAUCCACCGUUGAGACAAGUUAUCAAGUACCAUCGCUAUCAGUGGCCCGCGAAAACCUCUGGAGAAUUGCAGCAGUUCCACUAA
This is a messenger RNA of Dibothriocephalus latus, 774 nucleotides long. The record is from the annotation of a GenBank genome assembly. NCBI's taxonomy places the organism in Eukaryota, Metazoa, Platyhelminthes, Cestoda, Diphyllobothriidea, Diphyllobothriidae.